AAAUAUUUCAUUAGUGAAUUGAGAGAUAGAAGAAGGUUUAAAGCUGUGAAAAAUGCUUGAAUAAUUGUUAACUAGGUUAAGAGCAUGUCUUGAUUGUCUAGGUGGUGUAGUUGGAUGUCACAUUAUUCUCACAUGCUAGAGCUGCCCGAUUCUGUUCUUUUCUCCCCUGCACCGAACAAGAAGCAAGCCACCGACUGCACCACCCAUUUGAGAAAACCGAAUCCCGGAUCUGCUCUGCUCUGUUCUGUUCCUCACCGUCUGCUGCUCUUGCUUUGUGGGUGCGAAUUUCUCUGAUUUUUGGGUAAGAAACAGCCACUAAUUCCUUUUUUCUUCCUCGAAUUGGCUUGGGUUUACCUUAAUGUCUCUUAGUCUCUCCCAAUUUCCGGUAGAUUUCUUGAUUUUUCCUUCCAUGCCCGUCGGCCUCCCUCAAACGCACCAGUCCGACUUUGUUUGCUGAAAAUUCCUGGUAUGUGAUAGCUCCAUUUAAGUCCCAAAUUACCCAUUAGUUGCUGAAUUUUUGUCCGUUAAUUUGUUGCCCGUGAUGUCCAAAAUUCUGCAGAAAAAAAAGGGAUAAAUUCCGGCAGCCUUUGAACAUGUUUUAAGUUUAAUUCAUGUAGAAAAUUAGCUUAUUUUGGCUGCUGUGAUUUUUGGAGAAAACCCCGUGAUUUGCAAUUAUUUUGCCAAAGUUCAGGUUCUCCCUUUUCUGUCCGUGAAUUUGGAAAUUUUGGUAUAUAUGUGUUGUGUAUAAUUAAAUCAAUAAUUCGAAU
Rubroshorea leprosula is the source of this 767-nucleotide messenger RNA. The record is from the annotation of a GenBank genome assembly. NCBI's taxonomy places the organism in Eukaryota, Viridiplantae, Streptophyta, Magnoliopsida, Malvales, Dipterocarpaceae.